CACCUUCCAGUGCACCCCAAAUGGCUCUGGUCCCCUUCAACUCUUGACCUCCGGCUCUGCACCCCACAUACCAACAUUUGUGAUGCAGUAUUAAGUAACAUAGGACAUAGACUGCAUGGAUCCUCACUACUGACUGGACAUGGCUGAAAGACUUAGGAAUUUUAUAUAGAGCAAAUCCCGUGGAAACAUUCCUGAAGAUUAAGAAGUCAAGCUUUAAAGGAAGCCAUGAAAUGCUUCAUUAAAACUGUAUUUUAAGUGAGCAGUGGUCACGAAAAGUAACAGAACAAUCUGCCCUCGGAGCAUUGCCACUGCAAAAUGCGCGCUGUGGGACAGCAAUGUCACGAGUGCCGUUUCCCAGACUCUGCAGUAUAAACUAAGCAGGUUUAUUCCUGGCCCCAUAUCCAGCUGUGCUACUCCAGCCCUGUCGUGUCCCAGCUCCGACCCUUGGCUGUGCCUGCAGUGCUGCUCCUGCACAGCCUGCGCUCCGGCACAGAUCUGCGGCUCAGCUCUUAAAAGCUGUUUCAUAAAUAUUCCAUGGCCUUUCAGCCCGGGUAAUGUGCCUCUGUGACAUUAAAGAGGAAACUCCGUGAAGGGGAGGGAUGACAACAAAUUUAUCCACCAAUAGCACACUCUUUUGGCACAAAAGCACAUUCUUAUCUUUACAUCCCAUAAUGAGAAGGCAGAGACGGGACUGUUGCUGCAGCUCUCUGGGUGGGUAGCCGUACCGUGGAAGAGCCGUGUGGCUGUAAAUCGUGAGAUAUUUUCCACCCCUGCCUCCUCCGGGAGAAGGACCCGCGCUGCUGUUUGCUCGCCGUGUUUUCCCAAGCCCCCGGUGAGGAAAGCUUCUCACACGAUGUCUGACUGCGAGGGACUGCCCGUGGAUGACAGUGCCUCUGCUGCAAGCAGUAUGGAGGUAACGGAUCGCAUUGCCUCUCUGGAGCAACGUGUCCAGAUGCAAGAAGAUGACAUCCAGCUGCUAAAAUCUGCCCUUGCUGAUGUGGUUCGACGCUUGAAUAUUACAGAGGAACAACAGGCCAUGCAAAACAAGAAAGGACCUACCAAAGAUCAGAGUAUGAUUAAAAAAGCUGCUGCUGAGGCUGGUAAACAUGUCAGUGCUGCUACCACAGCAAGACCGCUGGUACAAACCCUGCCUUUAAGGACUACUGUUAAUAAUGGAACUGUGUUACCAAAGAAACCAAGUGGCUCUUUACCUUCUCCAUCAGGAACCAGGAAAGAAACUGUAUCACCAGCAGCAAAAAGUACUGUGAAGAGAACCAGCUCUGCUGAGCGUGUGUCCCCAGGAGGCCGGAGGGAAAGCUAUGGAGAUUCCAAAGGGAGUCGCAACCGCACUGGAUCCACCAGCAGCUCAUCCAGUGGUAAAAAGAACAGUGAAAGCAAACCCAAGGAGCCAAUGUUCAGUGCAGGGAAGCGCCGUGUGACACACUGCAAAGAGGAAGGAUAUGUAAAAAUGUUUCUUCGUGGACGUCCUGUUACCAUGUACAUGCCCAAAGAGCAAGUGGAAUCUUACAAUUUGGAAGCAAAAGUAGAACUACCAGCCAAGAGGCUUAAACUGGAAUGGGUCUAUGGAUAUCGGGGCCGGGACUGUCGCAGUAACCUGUAUCUUCUUCCAACGGGUGAAACUGUGUAUUUCAUCGCAUCUGUAGUCGUGUUAUUCAACGUUGAAGAACAACUUCAGAGACAUUACACUGGUCAUAAUGAUGACGUGAAGUGCCUGGCUGUCCAUCCUGACAGGAUCACUAUUGCAACAGGUCAAGUUGCAGGUACAUCCAAGGAUGGAAAACAAUUACCACCACACGUACGUGUUUGGGACUCUGUAACUCUGAACACGCUGCAUGUCAUUGGAAUGGGUUUUUUUGACCGAGCUGUCACUUGCAUUGCUUUUUCUAAAUCUAAUGGAGGAAGCAGCCUUUGCUCAGUGGACGACUCAAAUGACCACGUGCUUUCUGUGUGGGACUGGCAGAAGGAAGAAAAGCUAGCAGAUGUGAAGUGCUCUAAUGAGGCUGUAUUUGCUGCGGAUUUUCACCCUACUGAUACAAAUAUAAUAGUUACUUGUGGAAAAUCACAUCUUUAUUUUUGGACGCUAGAAGGGAAUUCCCUUAUUAAAAAGCAAGGAUUAUUUGAGAAACAAGAGAAGCCAAAGUUUGUCCUGUGUGUGACCUUUUCUGAAAAUGGUGAUACUAUUACAGGAGACUCGAGUGGAAACAUUUUGAUUUGGGGGAAAGGCACCAACAGAAUAAGCCAUGCGGUUCAAGGGGCACAUGAGGGUGGAAUAUUUGCACUCUGCAUGCUGCGAGAUGGCACGCUAGUGUCAGGAGGAGGAAAAGACCGAAAGUUAAUAUCUUGGAAUGGAAAUUACCAAAAACUUCACAAAACUGAGAUUCCAGAGCAAUUUGGUCCAAUAAGAACAGUGGCUGAAGGAAAAGGUGAUGUUGUGCUAAUAGGAACUACCAGAAAUUUUGUCCUACAGGGGACACUGUCAGGAGACUUUUUCCCUAUAACCCAGGGUCACACUGAUGAGCUGUGGGGACUUGCAGUCCAUUCCUCUAAACCUCAGUUCUUCACUUGUGGACAUGACAAACACAUUACCCUCUGGGAUGCUACGACUCACCGUCCUAUCUGGAACAAGAUUAUAGAGGAUCCAGCACAGUCUUCAGGUUUUCAUCCUUCAGCAGCUGUUGUUGCAGUAGGGACGCUAACUGGAAGGUGGUUUGUGUUUGACACAGAAACAAAAGACUUGGUCACUGUACACACAGAUGGAAACGAACAGCUGUCAGUAAUGCGUUACUCACCAGAUGGGAAUUUCCUGGCAAUAGGUUCCCAUGACAACUCUAUUUAUAUAUAUGGUGUGAAUGAGAAUGGAAGAAAGUACACAAGAAUCGGCAAAUGUUCGGGUCAUUCCAGCUUCAUUACUCAUCUGGAUUGGUCUGUUAACUCACAAUAUCUUGUGUCUAAUUCGGGGGACUAUGAAAUCCUGUAUUGGAUCCCUUCUGCUUGUAAACAAGUAGUGAGUGUUGAAACAACAAGAGAUAUAGAAUGGGCCACGUACACCUGUACUUUAGGAUUCCAUGUUUUUGGUGUGUGGCCUGAAGGGUCGGAUGGAACAGAUAUCAAUGCUGUUUGCCGUUCACAUGGGAGAAAACUGCUGUCAACUGGGGAUGAUUUUGGCAAAGUGCAUCUCUUCUCAUAUCCAUGUUCACAGUUUAGGGCUCCCAGCCAUGUGUAUGGUGGACACAGUAGUCAUGUAACUAACGUAGACUUUCUCUGUGAAGAUACCCAUCUCAUCUCCACAGGUGGAAAAGAUACAAGUAUUAUGCAGUGGCGAGUCAUAUAGAAGAAACAUCUUUGUGAACGUGCACAGUUGAGUCGGCCAUGCACAGAACUUCUGUAUAAACUGUAUAUUUAAAACUUAACAGUAUGUUUGCAGUUUAGCCUGGUCACUGUGAUUUUUGUUUAAAAAAUUCUUACAAACCUCAGGAAAAUUAAGCCCUGUGCUGGUUACUUUACUCAGUUUAGUGAUUUUUUUCAUUGUUGUCACACCUUAAGAAUGAUUGUUUUUCUUUUGUGUACAAUAUACAAUGCAGUACAAGUUCAAUAUUGAAAUGUGGCUUGACAGUUUGCAAUGCAGUGGUAUCAGCGGAAUGUGACUAUCUUAAAUGUUAUCUAUAAACACUGCUAAAAUGGUCACAAAAAUGCCUUUCAAAAACUGUAUAUAUGUGCUUACUUGUUUCACUAUCUACACUUUGUACUGUAUAUCUACUUAUUUAGAAAAAUCUUUGGCGAUGUCAAGGUACUGAAUUGCUUCUGGUAGAGGAUGAGGAGUCGAUACAAAAAGCAUAAAGGAGAUGCAAGCAGUAGUGUUCUGGAUCUGCAAAUGUGAAUGCUGGCAAAUGUACGUUCUCUUGGGAGUAGCACACUUUGAGUACCACCUGUGAAGAGUUAUAUUCCUUUUCAGAGGAGUGGAGCAGCAGGUAUGAUGAGCUGACUAUCUCAGCAGGGUUUACAGAUGGCCUUUGUGGUUCAGGUAUUCCGGAGAAGUUUCAAUUAAAAAUCUUUUUACUUGUAUAUGACAAAUUUCUUUUUGCAAACGAAACAAAAAGCUUGACCACAUCCCCAUUAUUGGUUGAUAUAUUUAACUAAUAUGUAUAUUAAUCAGCAUGAUGCUAUAUUGUACAUGUAUAAGAUUUUAGCAGUUCAUAACAAAUGGUAAGGCAAUCCAGCUUUACUUUUUUAUGCUUAUGGAUAUUGUAUAUUUGUAUUUUAAGACCAAGUAGACCAAGUCUAAAGAUAUCUUUUUAAGUGUACCAUAAACCUGCAUAGGGUAAAGGAAGUCUUCAAACCUACAUGAAAUAUUAAUGUGUAACUUCUGGCCCCUGUGUUUUGUGCAUGGAUGGAUAUUUAUAGUACGAAAUAAGAUUGUGUUUUGCAAUGAAGUAAUAGUGGAGGUGGUAUCAAAUGGUUAAGAAGGCCUUAUCAAUGGUGAUUGUGACACAGAUUGAAAUGUAUUGUUUACUUUGGGGAAUGUAUCUGAAGAAUUUUAAGAGAGAGGAGUCUUCAGUGGACUCGAAAAAGAUAUUAAAAUUUUGCUCGUAAUGGACGCGUUAAUUCUCUGAACUCUAAAGCACUGGUUGUUUAGAGUGAUUUAAAUGAAAUGGAAUCAAUAAAUUUUGAAGCUUUUUUUUAUUACAUCUCCAACCUCCUACACUGAAAGUGCAGGACACCAAUAAACAUGUAUUAAAAUGAAUUUUCAACUGUAUUCUUACUGUGUAGUACAAUAUAUUUGCUUAACAUUAAAUGCUAGAAGAGACUUUUAUCUAAUAAUGUACACUUGUGAAUUUAAGAUUAGAGUAGUUUUUGGAAGUAUUUGGGAAUAAAAUAUUCUGACAUGUAA
Messenger RNA from Tympanuchus pallidicinctus (lesser prairie-chicken), 4909 nucleotides. RefSeq names its product EMAP like 1 (gene EML1). Bases 854 to 3352 code for a protein of 832 amino acids. Gene Ontology annotation, biological process: microtubule cytoskeleton organization. The transcript is spliced from 24 exons. Gene Ontology annotation, molecular function: microtubule binding. The record is from RefSeq and is a predicted model, not a curated record. Gene Ontology annotation, cellular component: mitotic spindle. Lineage: Eukaryota; Metazoa; Chordata; Aves; Galliformes; Phasianidae.